GAAUAUUUGUCAAAAUAACAUCACUCAAUAGGUACUGUCAAAUUUUGAAUUUUGAAUAAAGUAUGUGUUAUUAAUAUUUGUAUUACACCCCCUAAUAAAUGACGAUUUUAAAAUAAUUUCUGUUAGUUUAUACCAUUGAGCUACCCAACAAGUAUUCUAUUAUAAUUUCAAAACAGUGAAAUAAACCAUUUCUUUUAUAAUUGUGUGAAAUAAACUAUGGCAGUGACAAAAACAUUAGCUGAUACAACUGUUGCUGGAAAAGAAAAUUCAGAUGAACAGACCCUUAUAGUUAAAUUAUUCAAGUCUCUAUUUAAUGUACCACCAAUUAUUUCAAAUAAUAAUGAUGUUAUUAAUAUAAUUAAUAAUACACAAGAACAAGUUAUUAAAAAAGGCAUGAUUGAUCCAGAAUCGCAAAAAUCUUUAAUCAGCUAUUAUGAAACAGCUGAUAUAGAAACUGUUAGAGAAGAAGAAGUAAUUAGAAAAAUGUUAGAAAUAAUAUAUGAAGUUCGAAACAUAAGACAUCAAAAAAUUAAAUCACUUCUGCAGUCUCAAAGAAGUUCAACAUUUCUUAAAUUGUUACAAGUAACAGCAAUGAGGAUACCAGUGUGGUUUCCAAAACAUGAUGAACAACCACCUCCAUUGUGUGGUGCUAUUGAGCCACUUCCUUCAUAUGUUGCCAAAAGUGGGGAUUUAGUGGCAGCACUUGUUAAACAAUCUGGAGAAGAGCGAUGGAUUGUAGCAGAAGCAGUUGCAUUUAAAAAUGGAAAAUACGAAGUGGAAGAUAUUGAUGUGAAAGAAAUUAACCGUAAUUUUACAUUAGAAAAAAUAUAUGUGAAGCCAUUACCACUUAUGAGAGCUGAUCCAGUCACAUGUCCAGAUGCAUUCUUUCCCUGCAAUCAAUUUGUUUUAGCUAUGUAUCCACAAACUACUUGUUUCUUCAAAGCUCUAGUGAAAGCUCCACCUAAAACAAGUUAUGACGGAUAUGAAGUUUUAUUUGAAGAUGAUUUCAAUCAAUAUACCAUAAUGAUGGUUGUAUCCCAAAGAUUUGUUGUUUCAUUUCCAUCACAAGAAAUUCUUCAUAAAGAUGAUGAAAUGAUAGUAGAAUAUUAAUUUUAUAUAAAAUUAGCUUAUCAGUUUAUAUUUAUCUAUUAUAAAAUAUAUACAGCGUUUUGUAUAGAUUUUCUAUUAAUAAAAUUGUAUCUCAUUGGAUAAUA
Molecule: messenger RNA, 1214 nt
Organism: Aphis gossypii (cotton aphid)
Lineage: Eukaryota; Metazoa; Arthropoda; Insecta; Hemiptera; Aphididae
Gene: Sgf29
Product: SAGA-associated factor 29
Exons: 7
Coding region: 217-1110 (297 amino acids)
Cellular component (GO): SAGA complex
Source: RefSeq, a predicted model, not a curated record